AGGAGCCAGGGCCGGGAGCGAUGGAGGGGGAGAAGUGAUGGAGCGUCCCUGCUGGAAAAUCACCAGGCAUUGGAUUUUCGAGUUCUCCCCCUUCACCCUAACGCUGUGUCUCGCGCAUUCCAGGCCGUCCCCUCGCAGGGAGCGUUUGCCAUGGACACCGGGCAUGUGAGCAGAUCCCGCUUCAGUGUGGCCUCCAGCCCCCCGCGCUGGGAGAUCGGGCUCUACGCCGCCGGAGCCUUGGCGCUGCUGGGAAUCGCAGCCAUCAACCUGUGGAAGCUGUGGCGCUCCGGGAGCUACCCGGCCCCUUCCCCGUUCCCCAACUAUGACUACCGGUACCUGGAGCAGAAGUACGGAGCGGCGUGCCCGGACAUCAGGAACAAGCGAGGGCUGGCCCCGGGCUUGCAGCGGGCGCCGGGCCGGAGCUCUUCGUCCCGCAAGAGCAGCCUGAGGGCAGAGGACACCUUGGAGAGCAUCCAGGAGCUGGGCAGCCUGGAGCUGAUGGGCAGAGACCUGGGCCUGGCCCACUACGGCCCCCUGCGGAAAUCCAUCUCGGCUGACUCCCUCAACUCCAUCUCGUCCAUCGGGAACAACUUCGGGCAGGAUUUCACCGUGGGGCAGGUGGAGGUGUGCAUGGAGUACGACGGGCGGGCGGCCGCCCUGCACGUCACGCUGCUGCAGGGCAAGGACCUGCUGGAGAAGGAGGACGCGCGCUUCGAGUCAUGCUUCAUGCGGAUCAGCCUCCUGCCGGCCGAGCAGAUCGUCGGCAUCUCCCGGAUCCAGAGGAGCUCCUACUCCGUGGCCUUCGACGAGCGCUUCUCGGUGCCGCUGGACCCGGCGGCGCUGGAGGAGAACAGCCUGCGCUUCUCCGUCUUCGGCGUGGACGAGGACGAGCGCAGCGUCAGCACCGGCGUGGCCGAGCUCAAGCUCUCCGACCUGGAGCUGGCCACGCGUCCCUUCAAUGCCUGGCUCUACCUGCAGGACACCAACAAGGCGGUGGACACGGUGGGGGAGAUCCUGCUCUCCCUGAGCUACCUGCCCACGGCCGAGCGGCUCACGGUGGUGGUGGUCAAAGCCAAGAACCUGGUGUGGAGCAAUGGGAAGGUGACUGCAGAUCCCUUCGUCAAGGUGUACCUGCUGCAGGAUGGGAGGAAGAUCAGCAAGAAGAAGACAGCGGUGAAGAGAGGAGACACCAACCCCGUGUUCAACGAGGCCAUGAUCUUCUCCGUGCCUGCCAUCGUGCUCCAGGAGCUGUCCCUGCGCGUGACGGUGGCCGAGAGCGGCGAGGACGGGCGUGGUGACAACACGGGCCACGUGCUGAUUGGGCCGUCGGCCAGCGGCAUGGGCACCACGCACUGGAACCAGAUGCUGGCCACGCUCCGCAAGCCCGUCUCCAUGUGGCACCCGCUCCGCAGGAAUUAGGAUCCCCAGAUCCUGGGGACAGCAGGCCCGGAGCAGGGACUUGGUGGCACCCACAAGGCCGAGCUGCUGAGGGGCCCAAAACAGCCGGAGCACGGAGAGAGCGGCUCCGUGGGCACGUUCCGGGUCACCCCUGGAUGCGCCGGGCCAGAGCUGCCAGGAAGGAGCCAAAUGGACCAAAACCAGCAGGAACCUCCCCAAACUGUGGCUCCCAAGUGUUCUGUGUGCUCCCAACGGCCUCAAAAUCCACGGAAUCCUCAAACGGGGACUCUGAGCGAGGGAGAGGGGGGGGAUUCCUUUGGAAGGUGGUUCUUGGGUGG
Molecule: messenger RNA, 1736 nt
Organism: Camarhynchus parvulus
Lineage: Eukaryota; Metazoa; Chordata; Aves; Passeriformes; Thraupidae
Gene: SYT12
Product: synaptotagmin 12
Exons: 7
Coding region: 151-1419 (422 amino acids)
Biological process (GO): calcium-ion regulated exocytosis; cellular response to calcium ion; regulation of dopamine secretion
Molecular function (GO): clathrin binding; calcium-dependent phospholipid binding; SNARE binding
Source: RefSeq, a predicted model, not a curated record